AUGUCCCUGGUCGCAAUAGGUGCAUUUUAUGUGGAUACCAUUCUCAGUACAUCCCAUUACCCUGGGGAAGACGAGAAGUUACGAGCAUCAAAUAUCCUUCACCGGCGAGGUGGAAAUUGCCCAAAUAGUCUUGAGGUUUUGCAGCAAUUGACACUCGCAUCCAAAACGAACCUGGCAUUAAACCUAAUAUCAGUCUUGCCUGCCAAAUCAUCAGUUGCCUCCCAACACAUCGUUUCAGCACUUGAGCCUCGUGUUCAGCUUGGCCACUGCAUAUUUCGGGAAAAAUAUCAGGAACCGGCAUCAUGUUACAUUAUCAAAAGCCAGUCGACUGGGAGCAGAACAAUUGUCAACUAUAAUGAACUCCCAGAUAUGAAAACGGAAGAGUUCAUUCAGGUUACCGCUAAGCUCGGAUCUCAGGCCACUUGGUUCCAUUUCGAGGGUCGUACACCUGAGGUUUUGCUAGGUUGCAUUCGGCAUCUCCGAAACUAUUUUUCCCGUGCUCACAUUAGUGUUGAAAUUGAAAAGCCAGGUCGAGAAGGCCUUCAGGAAUUGGCAGAAGCAGCUGACGUUGUCUUCUAUUCGAAGACCUGGGCACAGGGUAUGGGAUAUACAUCUGCAGAGGAUUGUCUCCGAAAACAGUCAUUGAGGACACGGAAUGCGUCACUGCUCUGUUGCACUUGGGGCCAGGAUGGGGCAGCAGCCUUGGAACUCAGAACAGGGCAAUUUGUACAUGCUAAAAUGGAUACCGCGCCGGACUUCCAGGUGAUAGACCCAAUCGGAGCGGGAGAUACCUUCAAUGCGGGGAUGUUAUACGCUUUGAACUGUAAAGACCAGGAAUGGGAUCUUUCAACCAAGGUUGGGUUCGCUAACCGGAUUGCUGGCAUGAAGGUGGCGCAGGAGGGAUUCUCCGGUCUGAAUCGUGCAUUGGAAUAUUAUCAUUGA
Molecule: messenger RNA, 942 nt
Organism: Penicillium malachiteum
Lineage: Eukaryota; Fungi; Ascomycota; Eurotiomycetes; Eurotiales; Aspergillaceae
Product: ketohexokinase
Exons: 6
Coding region: 1-942 (313 amino acids)
Biological process (GO): fructose metabolic process
Molecular function (GO): ketohexokinase activity
Source: RefSeq, a predicted model, not a curated record